Molecule: messenger RNA, 726 nt
Organism: Drosophila kikkawai
Lineage: Eukaryota; Metazoa; Arthropoda; Insecta; Diptera; Drosophilidae
Cellular component (GO): extracellular region
Molecular function (GO): chitin binding
Source: RefSeq, a predicted model, not a curated record
CGUGGCUUCAACUCCAGGUCCAAACUCAACAGCAAAACUCUCCCAGAUACCAGAAACCAGAGCAGGCAGGAAAAUGAUGCUGAAGCUGGUCUGUUUCUCUUGUUGGCUAAUGGUCGUGAUCGGAGCCGUGGUGGCCAUCGAAGUGCAGAAAUUCGGAUAUCUGUUCAAUCCACCCCAAGCGGAACACGCGCCGCAGCAUCAUGAGGAGAAGCAAGAUCUGAACAAGAUACCCGGUGUUCCGGGCGUGGACUAUCCGGUCUACCAUGAGGUGCCCCACACUCACUUCAGUUGCCACAAUGUCCCGGCCACGCCCGGCAUGUACGCCAAUGUGGAGACUGGCUGUCAGGCGUAUCACGUCUGCCACGAUGGACGCGAAGGUCACCAGGGUGCCUCGUUCCUCUGCACCAACGGAACCAUUUUCAAUCAGAAGGAGUUCGCAUGCGACUGGUGGUACAAUGUCAAGUGCGAAGAGGCCACCAGCUUUUAUAAUUUGAAUGCUGAUCCGGAACACAACCCCUACUUUCCCAAGAAGAAGCCUGAGCUGGAGCCUCUUGGUCAUGAUCUUCAUGAUGCUAGCAAAUUUCUGAUACAAGCCUAGAUUAAUUUCUAUUCUAAUUUCGUUGCGUUGUUCCCACUUUGUAAAUAAAAAAAAUAUAUUACAAGUUAAUUGAGAGAUUAAUUUCUAACUUAACAAAAAUAUUUUAAAAUUUAAGGUUAAUAUUGCCG